Nilaparvata lugens (brown planthopper) is the source of this 2010-nucleotide messenger RNA. Its product is annotated as lipid storage droplets surface-binding protein 1. Gene Ontology annotation, biological process: positive regulation of triglyceride storage; lipid storage. Gene Ontology annotation, cellular component: cytosol; lipid droplet. The transcript has 8 exons. The record is from RefSeq and is a predicted model, not a curated record. The coding region runs from base 370 to 1719 and encodes 449 amino acids. NCBI's taxonomy places the organism in Eukaryota, Metazoa, Arthropoda, Insecta, Hemiptera, Delphacidae.
ACAAAUUACAGUCAUAUCGAAUCACAAUAAUUUGGAGCAAGCAAAGUGCAUUUCUUACGAAGCAAGGGUGAACGCGUGGGCGUGGAAGAUAGGGGUGAGUGACUAAAAGAAAUAAAGAGGUGUGAGAGAGAGAGAGAUUAAAAGGGGGGGGGCAGUGGAACAACAACUCUCAUUCAUAUAACUCGUGCACUAGUCGGGCUUCUGAUAAGUAGUAUACAAGAGAAGAAAAUAAAAAAGGAGACCCAAUAACAGAAAAGAGUAGGCUACUCUGCUAAUCUCUUCUACCGCUUUAGUACCGUAGUAGUGCUGUGCUUAGCAACACGUCCACACAUCAUUAACUCUGAAAUCAGGACUGGCUGUUGAGUGACAAUGAAGCCCAACUUCCAGCAAGACUUUCCGCACCUGAAGUCCGUGAAUCGCCUGUCCAAGAUUCCUGUUGUCGAAACCGGCUACAACUAUGCUACUGCUAUCUACGACAGACUCAAGAGAUCAAACAGUCUGGUGUCGUGGGGUCUGACGUCGGCUGAGGCCGGAGUGCUGCUAGCAUUGGAGAUCACACUGCCAGCUGUGUCACUGCUAGAAUCGCCCAUCCAUACUGUCGACGACCUGCUCUGUCGCAGUCUCGACAUCGUCGAGGAACGAGUGCCAGCCAUUCACUAUCCUCCACAAGUGAUUUACACUCGAACCAAGGACUACGUGAGCGCGACAGUGGUGCAGCCUGUGCUGAAGAGAGCAGACUCUGUGAAGCAGAUCAGCCUGAGCAGCGCGACCAAGUACAGGGAGUUGGCCGCCGUCAGACUGGACAGUGCGCUCAAUGUCGCCGACAAGUACGUCGACAAGUAUCUGCCUGACACCGGAGACAACCCACAAGAUGCAACUGACAGUGUGGUUGAUGCAGAAGGCGAGAGCAAGGCGGCGCAGACCAUCCACCACGUGAACCGGUUCUCGCGCAAACUGCAGCGACGCCUCACCAGACGAACCAUCGCUGAGGCCAAGGCGCUCAGGCAGCAGAGUGCCGACACACUCCAGUGUCUCAUCUAUCUCGCCGAUCUGCUGGCUCGCGACCCGAAAGCGUUCAUGGAGAAGGCUCGGACAAUGUGGGCGCACCUGAGCGAAGACGAGCCUGAGAACCAAGUGCCUCCGGCCAACCUCGAACAGCUGAUCGCCAUGUUGACGCGUGAGGUGGCGCGUCGAGUCGUGCAUCUUGUCAACUUCACCGGCGCCACAGUGGUCAGGAUGCCGCAGCGCAUAGGACACACACUACACGUCGCUGCUCAUCACGCCAAUGUGCUCACCGACUAUCUUCUCAAAACAGUCCACCUGGAGAGUAUGAAAGUCGCCACAGUGGCUCAGGCCAAAUUACAGUACGUUAAAGCUCAAGAAGUAGUUAACCAACUUCAAGUUUUCGGAAUAAAGCUACUGGAGAGGAUUUUGUCUCAGAUAAACUCAUCAGCAGACAGGAUACAUCCGAAGCCGCAACCAAGACAGAUCAGCCACAGCCACAGCCAUCAGCACUCCCACUCCCACAAAUCGCCAGCCGUUGUCAACAAGAAAGCCGCCCUUCAAAUCCCGCCGCAAAACAACAUCCCCGCCCAGAUGAGCAACAACGAGAACGACUCUCAGUCCAACAACCACACCAACUCAUCUGGCUCAAAGAAACACAAAAAACAUGAAAUCAAACAAGACACUCCACAUGUCAUUGAGGAGGUUGUCAACUAACCAAAUUGAAUGUUAAUUAAUUUUUAGCUAGCUAAUAGCAUUGCAUUUUAGAUUGUACACGAAUAUUAUGUAAUUUCUUUAACUGUAGCCUAUUCGAAGUUGUAACUGGAUAGACUGAUGAUAGAAAAACACUAAUUCUAGGUAGGCCUACUUUCAUUUUCAUACUAAUUCAUAUCGACAUCACUUGUUUAACUGAAUGUACUUAAUUCUAGGUAUAAUAUUAAUUUGAAAUGAAUUAUUUCUACAAUCUUAGAUUUAUUAUUUCUUUAUGAAUAAAAGUAAAACAAAUAA